Acanthosepion pharaonis is the source of this 1104-nucleotide messenger RNA. The record is from the annotation of a GenBank genome assembly. Lineage: Eukaryota; Metazoa; Mollusca; Cephalopoda; Sepiida; Sepiidae.
AUGUCUACCCCUACCCCCACCACCCCAGUACCUACCACUCUCUUUCUGGACUCGACCUGUACUUUUCUCCUUGGUUUUUCAUCUUCAAUUUCGCUACAUGCAAAGCAUUUCGCAAAAAUUUUACUUGCUUCUAGCAGAACUCUUUUUAUCCAUUUAUUCCGGGACUUCACUUCUUUCUUUCUGAAGUUCGACCUUUCCUGUUUUUCGGCCUUCACUUCAUUUUUCCUUCAGGUCGAAAAUAUUUGCUUCGUUUAUAUUUUUUCUUCUAAUCUGACCUUUAUUCCUUCUUUCAUUCAAACCUUUCUUUCAAUUCCUCAAAACUCCUCACAUUUUUUCGUAUUUUCCUUUCUUCCAUGUCGCCUUUAUUUUUUAUUUCUUUUUUCCUUUCUUUUUCUUUCUUUCUUUAUUCUUUCUUUCUUUUUUUACUUAUACUUUCUUUCUUUCUUCUCUUUAAAAUACUUGUUGCUCUUCUAUUUCACUUGUAUGACUACUUUCUUCUUUCUUUCUUUCUUUCUUUCUUUCUUUCUUUCUUCCUUCCUCCUUUAUUCCUUUAUUUUUUCUUUCUUUCUUUCUUUCUUUCUUGUCUUUCAUUCUUUCCUGUCUUCUUUAUUUCUUUCUUCCUUCCUUUCUUUUUUGUCUUUCUUUCAAUCCUUUCUUUCUUUCUUUUUUGUCUUUCUUUCAAUCUUCCUUUAUUUCUUUCCUACUUUCCUUCCUUCUUUCUUUCUUUUUUCUUUCUUUUUUCUGUCUUUCUUUCUUCCUUUCCGUUCUUUCUUUCAUUCUUUCGUUCUUCCUCUCUUCCUUUCUUUCUUUCUUCCUUCGUUCCUUUCCUUUUUAAAUUCUUUUCUUUCUUCUUUUCUUUCUUUCCUUGCUGCCUUUCUUUCUUCAUUCCCACGUCCUUUUCCAAUGACCGAUAGAUUUUCUUUAAAGGCCUCUUUCAGAGAGUCGUGCAAACCUUCCAUCCUCAAAACUAUUUCCUUUUCUCCCUGGCUGACAGAAAUUCAUCACGUUCGCUGGCUGACAUAUUUAUUGAUCAUUUGGGACUAUCUAUCUAUCUAUCUAUCUAUCUAUCUAUCUAUCUAUCUAUCUAUCUAUCCGCGUCUGUAG